Messenger RNA from Eruca vesicaria subsp. sativa (arugula), 663 nucleotides. The record is from the annotation of a GenBank genome assembly. NCBI's taxonomy places the organism in Eukaryota, Viridiplantae, Streptophyta, Magnoliopsida, Brassicales, Brassicaceae.
AUGCUUCCAUUCCCCAGCUACUACGUUUCAACACCAAUUAUGUCCGAGAAGAACAUAAGCAGCAGCAACAGUAAGAGAAGAAAGACGAGAUGGCCACCGACAGUCUCAUCUGGAGGAGGAGGAGAUGAGCUAGCGACGGUGAAAGCUGCGGCGUGGGCUUGGUACCAAAGAAACGAAGGAAAACCAAUGAUUAGAGAAUUUGAUAUCACGACAAGAGCCACAAGAACACCUCGACCUUCUAGGUACAAGCUCGAAGCCAGCAAGAACAUGAUUUUAUCCGAGAAUAGGGUUUCUAAAUUCGACACUAGUCAUUUGUCGCGUGAAGAUCAAGAAACCAAGUUCUCUAGUCUUCUUGACCCUUAUGAGAUCAUGAGCAUCUGUAAAAGGAUUGACGAGGGAUCGUUACCCGCCAAUCCGACUAGUAGUUUCCGGAAUGACCAUGGUUUGCUGCAGAAUAAGCUAGAAGAUGAUCAUAGUAAGAAGGCGAAUCAGGUUGUAACAAAAAUGAGCAUGAAAAACUUGUGGAAAGGAAGGAUUCUGAUGGCGGCUCCAAGGACAGUUUGUGGAAGAAGUGAUGACGUGGAUCUUGAUGCUUAUCGAACUCGCCCAAGAACAUUAAAGGUAGCACCCACGAGUGUCAAGACGCGAACCGUCCGUCGUUAA